Messenger RNA from Loxodonta africana (African savanna elephant), 17853 nucleotides. It is a transcript of the gene GDA, whose product is annotated as guanine deaminase. Gene Ontology annotation, molecular function: zinc ion binding; guanine deaminase activity. The transcript is spliced from 13 exons. The record is from RefSeq and is a predicted model, not a curated record. Gene Ontology annotation, biological process: guanine catabolic process. The coding region runs from base 141 to 1652 and encodes 503 amino acids. Lineage: Eukaryota; Metazoa; Chordata; Mammalia; Proboscidea; Elephantidae. Gene Ontology annotation, cellular component: cytosol.
UCCGGGGAAGCGGGGGGCAGGACCGAGGCCUGAGCCGGUGCCCGCUUGGCCGCCUCCCGAAGCCCCAGGGAGCCCUCGCUGCGCCUCCACCAGGUGCAUCCUCUUCGCUCCGCGGACCCCGCGCUGUGCUCCCCGCUGACAUGUGCGCCUCACGGAUGCCGCCCCUGGCGCACAUCUUCCGAGGGACCUUCGUCCACUCCACCUGGACCUGUCCCAUGGAGGUGCUGCGAGAUCACCUCCUCGGCGUGAGCGACAACGGCAAAAUAAUGUUUGUAGAAGAAGCAUCUGAACAAGAAAAACUGGCCAAAGAGUGGUGCUUCAAGCCAUGUGAAAUAAGAGAACUGAGCCACCAUGAAUUCUUCAUGCCUGGACUUGUUGAUACACACAUCCAUGCUUCUCAGUAUUCAUUUGCUGGAAGCAAUGUAGACCUGCCACUUUUGGAGUGGCUGGCCAAAUACACAUAUCCUAUAGAGCAGAAAUUUCAGAGCGUUGACUUUGCUGAAGAAGUAUAUACCAGAGUUGUCCGGAGAACACUAAAGAAUGGAACAACUACAGCUUGUUAUUUCGGAACAAUUCACACUGACUCAUCCCUGCUCCUCGCGGAAAUUACAGAUAAAUUUGGGCAGCGAGCAUUUGUGGGCAAAGUGUGCAUGGAUUUGAACAACACUGUUCCAGAAUACAAGGAAACCACUGAGGAAUCAGUCAAGGAGACUGAGAGAUUUGUGUCAGAAAUGCUUCAAAGGAACUAUUUGAGAGUGAAGCCCAUAGUGACGCCACGUUUUUCCCUUUCCUGCUCCGAGUCUUUGAUGAGUGAACUCGGCAACAUUGCCAAGACCCAUGAUUUGUACAUUCAGAGCCACAUAAGUGAGAAUCAGGAUGAAGUUGAAGCUGUGAAAAACUUAUACCCUGGUUAUAAAAACUACACAGAUGUGUAUGACAAAAACAAUCUUCUGACAAAUAAGACAGUGAUGGCGCAUGGCUGCUACCUUUCUGCAGAAGAGCUUAACGUAUUCAGUGAACGAGGAGCCUCAAUCUCACAUUGUCCCAAUUCUAACUUAUCGCUGACCAGUGGCUUUCUAAAUGUGCUCGAAGUCCUGAAACACGAAGUGAAGAUAGGACUGGGUACAGAUGUUGCUGGUGGUUAUUCAUCCUCCAUGCUUGAUGCCAUCAGAAGAGCAGUGAUGGUUUCCAAUAUCCUUUUAAUUAAUAAGGUAAAUGAGAAAAGCCUCACCCUCAAAGAAGUCUUCAGACUAGCUACUCUUGGAGGAAGCCAAGCCCUGGGGCUGGAUAGUGAGAUUGGAAACUUUGAAGUGGGCAAGGAAUUUGAUGCACUCCUGAUCAACCCCAAAGCAUCAGACUCUCCCAUUGACCUGUUUUAUGGGGAUUUUGCUGGUGAUAUUUCAGAGGAGAUGAUCGAAAUAUUGAAGAGGUUUAUGUGGGCGGAAGGCAAGUGGUCCCGUUCUCAAGCUCUGUGUAAGACCCUUGGGUUUCUGCAAAUGUUCUCCUGGGAUAAAGUGGUCUUGCGUCUCCCUUCUGCCCAGGCGGAGUUAGACAGUCAAAAAAUAGUACCUUGUUCUUGGGAUGACUAUCUCUUUCUGUGUCUACAGUAUGCGCUUGACAAAUCCUUUGAAGGAAGUUGCGUUAAUUCUUAACUCUCUGGUCGGGAGAGUUCAUAAUUUCAUGAAGUUCGUCCAUCUUGAGCUGUUACAGAUUUACUUGAAGCUCAAACAUAAGGAAAUGUUUUUGGUGGUGGUGGUCUUAUUCUGAGAUUUAAGUAAAAUCUAUUUCAUAUUUUGAAAUGUGGAGAGAAAAAAUAUUCCUAUAAGGUUAAAUAUUUUGAGCUAAUAAAUGUGAAAAUUAGAAACCUAAGAAGCACCACUGAGAAUAUUUUUGUGAGAGGGUAGAAGACUGAACAAAUUUUGGAAAAUCACUUAGGAUUGUGUUUGAAAAUUACAUGCUGAGCAUACUACUUUAAAGAGAGAACUUGUUGAAUUUUAAAAUGUGUUUCUAGACCGACCUUGUAUUCUGGAAACUUAAAAGAAUUUGCAUUUCAGAGAUGUGUUAUUGUUGUGCUUCGGCUUCUUUGGGGAUGAAAUGUUGGAAAUUGAAUGCCACAUCUUUGCUUAAGGUAAUCCUGUGCUUGAGAGUGUUUGACAGAAGUGAGUAUUCAAGAUUUAAAGUCUUUUAGGAAUAUUACUCAUAUAACUAUGUGGCAUAAAUAGUUGUAUUUUUGUGUACUUUAAAAUCACCUUGAUUUAUAGUUGUGUGAUGUUAUUGCUUCAGUUUUAUUAGAAGAAAAACGAAUCCCAUAUUCCACUGCUGUGUAGACUAGAGUCUUCCUAAGUUGGAGCAAGUAGUGGACCUGCGGUUGUCAAUACUGAGAGGAAGGGUUCCAUGACACUAUACCAUAAAAAAAAAAAAAAAAAAAAAUAGUUACUGGAAAUUUCAUACAUAGAUAUCAAUCUGCUGGAAUUUUAAAAAUAAAGGACAAAUCCUGUUAAAGAAAUGUUAUUAAAAAUAUGUAAGCCCUGUCUAUUGAAAGCGCUGUUUCCCAGAUUUAUCCAGUUGUCUGUUUAAUUCCUUACUCUCUUCAGGACAUUAGAAAUUUAGAAUAACAACAACAACAAUAAAAAAUGCAUGCCCCCUUUGUGUUUAUAUUAAUGGAACAUAAUUUGUACUAGACAUCUAGGAACAUUAAACAAAGCAAAGAACAUUUUAUACUUCUUAACUAAUAUAGCGUGUUUUCCCAUAACCUAGAAUUGAAACCAAAUUAUGACCUUAUAAUAAGUCCUUAAAAAGUAUUGAUAUGAACGUAUCAUUUAAAUCCCACACAUUUCUCAUUUAAUUCUGAUUAUUGUAAAUCAACAAGGAAGAGGGAUAGUUUUUCUUAAUAUAUCAUAAACUUGUUCCUGGAACUUAGAUGGGACUUCUUAAUAUUGCCUCAUGGUAAAGAGUUUUAUGUAAUAUGGCUAACUCCAUAUUUACAGAACUAAGAACACAAUUCCUCCUCCUGUACUAUAAAUUCUAUUUUCACAUAUUCAUGCAAAUUCAGCAGUAAUUUACCCAGUUUUUUCUAUUUUUUUCUGGCAGGCUGGCAACAACAACAGAAACACUUUUAGAUUUGAUUUGAUUUGAUACCCUAAACCUAAAGAUGGAACACAUUUUUGCUUGUAUGUGUAUUUUUUAAUAACAGAAUUAGUGUUGUGGGAUAUUACAUUUACUCAGUAAAUCUGAUGUCAGUCUGCUAUUUCCAGUAUUUUUAAUUCCUGACCCAUGUCAAAGAUGACCUGCCAGAUUUCUCCCCACUUCUCUAUAGUGCUGGCAGGUGUUAGCUGCUCUGUCUUCCAACUCCUCCCAGAGGAACUUGGUUGCAUGGUGUCUAACCCAAAGGAAUAGACUCAGAAAUUCAGUGAGAUGGGCAAGAGCUACUAUUAGACAGCAGCUACUCCCAACAGUUGCAAGAUCUUAUACUUUUACUUUCUUUAAGCGUAGACAUUUUGAUGUUGAACAUCAAUUUUCAUUUAGAUUUAGAAUCCACAUACAGAAAAUAUAAAUGUGUGGCAACAGAAGCAGGAAGAAUGGCCAUUUACAACCAAUCUGUCAAACAUUAGAUUUAACCUUGAUAGUAUGUUAAGACCUGCAUAUCAUUUCUAGUAAGAAUAGAAUGUGUUGAGAUGUUUACAUGUACUUUGAUCUCCCUACAUCCCUAUAGCUUAUGUGUUUUCUUCCUCCAAGUGCAGCGUUUCUGAAUGUUGCCUAUGCUCUUUGCAGUACUGUAGGCACUAGCCAUACUUGUAGCCAGAUGUUCCGUGCUUUGAAAUGUUGCCUUUGCCUGAUGUAGGUUGACUUUCUGAAUUGUGGAGAGGCAGUAUUCCAAGCCAAUCCUAGUUGUCACUUUAUCCUUGAAUACUUUGCUCUCUGACAGGAAAGAGAAUGAAAACUUACCAGCCCCCUCACUCCACCCCACACCAUUUCACAGUAUUUUUUAAUGGAAUGCACUUGGAAAGGUAAAAAAGUAUUCAAUAAUAGUGUCUGUCAAAAAUUUAUAAGAUUUUUUUUGCAACAGCAACACAAAAGCAAACAGUCUUUUUUUUUUUUUUCCCAAAAGAGAUUGAAACAUGGGAAAUAAAAGAUUAGGCCAUGAGAGGUUGUCCUAGUCAUUGAAAAUUGAGAUUCAGGAGCCUCCUCUCCCCCUUAUUUAUGCCCUAGUUUUUUUCUAUGAUUUAAUUGUCGAAGAUUUCAGAAUCAAGAGGAUGUCUUAGAACAGGAAGAAGUCUUUCUGAGUUAAUGCUUGUGAGCAUUGAACCCCAUUGGAUCUCUUUUUUUACUUCAGUGAGAAUGCUACACGUUAAAGGAGGGGAAGUGGUAGGAAAACACUGCCUAUGAUGCUUAGCUGAUUUUGAAGUGUGCUUUGAAUAUCCCUGUUGGCAGCUGCAGCUGAGAUCUUAGAGAGGAAAUGUAAUGGGUGUGAGAUCCAGCAAUGUAUUUUGAAUCUUCACGGCCUACCAGACUUUUCCUAUUUUGAAUCUUUUCAUUUCAGCCAGGCAGAUGGUGAGCUUUAAAGGCAAGCUGGAAGGCAUGUUGUGUCAGUUCUACCUUGUGCCAUACACAGAAGUACCCAGAAUUGAAUGUUCCUGUAGCCUAAUGGGGAGUCCCUGGGUGGUUGUAAACGUUUAACACUUGACUGACAACCAAAAGGUUGGAGAUACAAACCCACCCAGAGGCACUUCAGAAAAAGUCCCCCUGGUGAUCUAAUUCUGAAGAAUCAGCCAUUGAAAACCCUACGGAGCGCAGUUUCUACUCUGAUAUACGGGGUUGCCAUGAGUUGGAAUGGCCUUGACAAUAACUGGUUCACAAAAUAAUACUUACUCUGUCUGUGAUGCCCUGAGAUAUUCCCUGUACUAUUUUAUUUUAUUCCACCCCAUUUUAUUCUAUUUAAUUUUUUUAUGUUGAUUGGUAGCCUACUGGAAAUCUUUUCAUUGUCCAUUAUUUAGAUUGAUGAUGAUGCUGGAAACAUGCUUAAAAAGAGGUUUAUGCAUUAUUAAAAGGUAAGCUAAGAUAUGUCCCAUGGAUAGUGAUUUGAAAUUAUUUUUAAAUUGAGUAGAUUUUUAUGAAUUUUGAAGUUAUUUUUUUGAGGACUUAAAGGAGAUAUUUGCAGUUUCAGACAUGCCUCCACUUCAGGUAUGAUUUUAGGGAAAGCAUAGAAAGAAGUGCCCACAUGAAUAGACACAGCUAGGAAACCUUAACGUUGGUCCCAGGCUUGUUUUCAUGCUUAGCCUCAUCUCACUUCCCCUCCCACAAGCCUGAAUGUAAGAGAUAGAGAGUUAAGGGGCCAGUUCGUGGACAUAGUCCAAGUCUGAUGAAAUGCAAGAGUCCAACAAGCCAAUGGUGAAGUUAAAUGUAAAUUCCAAGACGGCGUUCACAGUCAAGUAACUUGGGGUUCAGGUAACUUGGGUAACGGAUGCUAUUCUUAGCUCAUCUCUUAUGUGGCAGUUACUUAUCUGUCCAUUCCCUACUCAAAAUCCUGUCAAAAAGCGUUCUUUAGAGAAAACCAUCUUAAAUUGUUGUUAAACUCCAACUGCUACUCUUAAGAAGGUAUAUGUAUGUAUUCUUAGGGAAAUUUUUUCUCAAUAUUUUUAUCGAUUUGCUUAUUGUUCUUGUGCUGAGUGAGCUCUUUUGUGCUUCAGACAAAAAUAAAUGAGACCUUGUGUUUACAUUAAUUUUUGUUGUGAGUUCUAUCUAGUCAAUUUUGUUGUGAGUUCUAUCUGUCUGAUAGAAAGAGGAUUAAUUUUAUGAUGUUUUUCUCCUUUUAACAAGAAUUUUGAAAAACAAAAUAGAUUAUGUAGCUGUGGGCCAACAUGUACCUUCCAUCCUAUGCUAAAAACCAAACCAAACUCAUUGCCGUUGAGUGGAUACUGACACAUCACGACCCUGUAGGACAGAGUAGAACUGCCCUAUAGGGUUUCCAAUGGUGACUGGUGGAUUCGAACUGCUGACUUUUGGUUAGCAGCCAAGCUCAUAACCACUGUGCCACCAGGGCUCCAUAGCAAUGUUAUGAUAAGGUCACUGUAAAUAGCUUCCUAAAAAUUAAGCUAUAAUGUUGAGCCCUUUAGAGUCAGAUUGCUAUCACUUUUUAUCUCACAAUAGUUAGUUAAGCUCAUUCUACUUGGGUUUUAUGUACCUGGGGUUUUAAAAGGAAAAAAGGCUGAGAGGUAGUAUAAAGGUUAAGUGGGUCCUAGACCAAUGUAUUUCAUACUAUUUAAACCACAAUCCAGAGUGAGAAACGCACUUUACGUCAAAAGUAUGUGCAUGUAUAUUUAAAACGAAGGUUUCACAAAAAUAAUACUUUCCCUAUCUGUGAUGCCCUGAGAUAUCCCCUGUACUGUUUUAUUCCACCCCAUUUUACUUUAUUCUAUUUAAUUUUUUUAUGCUGAUGAUGAGUUCCCAAAUUGGUUUCAUGAACCUCCAGUGGGUCAUGACCUGCAGUGUCAAAGCAGGUCUUCAGGGCUGCAUUUGCAUCUAGGCUUGGCUACUGCCUGACUGGGUGGACAAGUUAUGCUUUAAAUCUCCAUGUCUGAGUUCCUUCCUCUGUGAUACGAGGAUAACCUGAGUAACUGCCUUAGAGUCAUGAGGGUUAAGUAAAAUAAUACCUGUUGCUGUGCGGUCAAUUCGGACACAUCGUGUCCCGUAGGGCUUUUAAUGGCUGGUUUUGGCAGUAGACUGCCAGACCUUUCUUCCAUGGCACCUCUGGGAGGACUGGAACCACCAAAUUUUUGGUUAGCAGCCGAGCACAUUAACUCAUUGCACCACCCAGGGACUCCAAAAUAAUACACAGGCAGCUCUUAGGUGGCAUCUGGGACGUAAUGAGUGCUCAUGAUGUGGUAGCUGUUAUUUUAAAAAUUAUUUUUUAAAUAAAUGAACAAAAAAAUACAGACUAGAAAAUAAAAAUGUUUGAAAUAUAUUUCUGUUUAUUUUUUAGAAUAUAAAUCAAGUGAUGCUAAAGAUCCACAAUGUUAAAAGUUCUGUAAGGACCUCAUCUGACUUUUUUUGGCACUGAUUUGUUCAUUAUUUUUUAUUUAUAACAUGAACUCAUAAGAGAGUAGUAGAUUUAAUCUGUAAAUUCACCCUCAGUGCUCUGAGCACUUUUUUCUCCUCCUCAAGAGCAACGUAGUCAAAAUACCCAGAAAAGAAAUUUCAUGUGCAUAAUUUUGCAUUAAUGUGUGGCUAAUUUGUAUGUUGUGGGCACUGGGCCCCACCCUAGGUAAUUAAUAAAAAAAACAUGAAAAUCAUUAUAUGAGGCUAAGUUCAGGAUUUAAAUAAAAUAAGGUUUGGACUUAAAAUAAAUACCUGCCAGCAGUAAGACAAGACUUGGGCAAAAGUGUUUAAAACUCCAUGAAGAGGCUACUCAGACAAAGGCGCUGUCCACAUGAGGGGCUGUCACUGAGAGGAGGGUGAGUUUCUUUUUUUUUUUUUUCCAAUCUUGUUUUAAAAUAAGGGAAGACGUCUCUGCCCUUUGAAAGUGAUACCAAAAACCAAACCCAUUGCCAUCUAGUCGAUUCCGACUCACAGUGACCCUAUAGGAAGAGUAGAACUGCUCUAUGGGGUUUCCAAGGAGCAGAUGGUGGAUUCAAACUGCCGACCUUUUGGUUAGCAGCCAAAGGCUUAACCACAGUGCCACCAAGCGAUAUAACAUCAUCGUAAAACAUAAUUAUUCUUUUUUUUUUUUUUUUUCAUCUUUGGGAGGCAAGAACAGUUUGCAGUCAACUACUAACCUAAAGGUUGGCAGUUUGAACCCUACCCAGUGGCGCUGUGAGAGAAAGGCCUAGCAAUCUGCUUCCGUAAAGAUGACAACCAAGAAAACCCUAUGGAGCAGUUCUACUCUAUAACACAUGGGGUUGCCAUGAUUCAGAAUCGCCAUGAUAGCAACAGGUUUGCUUUUUUCUUUUUUUAAUUAUUUUUUUCACUGAUCUUCCUUUACCCGUUACCUCCAGCACCACUGUAAGGUUACAAUGAAUUUGUCAGACUUCUUGAGUUUGUCGUUAACUCUCGAAUUUUUUGUGUUUCUGUCAUAGCUUGGAAUUGACUUGAUGGCAGCAAGGCUUCUAUCAUAGUUCAGUCUGUAUUUCAGGGUAUAAAGUUUUUUCAAAGAUUGCUAAAAGCAUUCCCUGCAGCAGCAACUUUGUUAGGAAAUUCUUCAGUAGUAGCUCAGAGAAAAAUAAAAUCAAUAUUUUUCUUCUAAUUUAAGAAGUGGUAAAGAACUGUGAACAGAUCCCAUGGAAAUUUACAGGCCACUUGGACCCACCUAGAUUGCCCACAUUCUGCCCUUAUCCCAACAGGACUGCCCAGCCUUGUAGGGAGUAAGCAAACAUUCAUCACCGUGUUUGUAGGAAGGAAACCCGAAGUCAUAGCAGUAAAGUCUAACAUAAGAGAAAUAAAGGCCCUGGAAAAAUGAUCAUUUGGUCAGAUGACAAGGGGUUCUUAUACCUUACUUGAAACUGGAACUUCUAGCCUCACUGUGAAAUUAACUUCUGUUCUUUUAAUCUUGGAUAGUCUCCACAAAUAAGACUUUUGUUUUACUGCCGUCAAAGACAGCCAUAACCUACAAAUGAAUAAACCCAGGGAAAAGUUUCAUUCUUUCCUUUAAUUUCUAAAUUUGUUGUCCUGGAGUGCCUGAGAGACUUUAUAAAGCUCCUCCCUGCCCCACCCGCAACACUUUGCAAAAGCUGGUUCUGUCCACACUUGAGUCUGGGAACAAAUGCAGGGAUGAUUUUGUGCUUGUAAAGCACUUUGAAAACCUUGAUUGAAGCACAGAAACAGAUAAAGGCGUGAGAGGCUUUUGUUAUUUCAAAGGAUAUAACUAAGAGGCUCAGUAAAAGCAGCACACUUCUUUCAAUUCAUGAACACUUCCUGGCAGAAUGAUGAAAGAUGAAUCGGGCUUAGCAAAUUAUGUAUUCUGGACUAAUUUAUAUAACCACAACAAACUCUUCAGUGUCACGAACAUGUCCUAGCAUAAUGCGAUGACAUACUAUGUAAUCAGUAAAAUCUCAUGGUAAUUAUUCUGUAGCAUGGAUGUGAAAGAGAAGCCACAGAGUAGCUGUUGAGGCUGCUUAUGAACAAGCAAACACCUCAUGGAAUUUGGUUCCUUGGUUUGGAGGUUUAGGGUGAUGUUUUCAUGGGACAUCCCAGUUAAUUGGCCUAAUAUCAUGUUUAGUGCAUCUGUUCUACCUCCUAGUUUGUUGUGCAGUGCCUGGGGUCUUAAAAGCUUGCAAGCAGCCGUCCAAGGCACAACAAUUGGUCUCUAUUCACCAGGAGCAACAGAGGAAGAAAGAGAAUCAAGAAUAGGAGGAAGAUAUGGAAUGUGUGGCUCCAUGAACAGCUGCCUCCUUUGUCAUGAGACUAGAAGAACUGGAAGGUGCCCAGCUACCAUUACUGAACAUUUUGAUCAACGAUUCCAUAGACAAAUCCUCAUCAAGAGGAGGAAAAUGCAAAACAGGAUUUCAAAUCUCAUGGACUCCAGACUUUCUGGAGCCAUGGAAGGUGGAUGAACCCCUGAAACUAUUGCUCUGAGAUAAUCUGUAAACCUUAAACCAAAAAUAUCCCCUGAAGUCUUCUCAAAAGUGAACAGUAGUUUAGCUUAGCUAGUGCAAAAGGUCUACCUUGAGUGUUAUGCUCUUUUAAGAACUAUCUAUAUGGCAUCAAAUUGACAACAGCAACUUGAAAGAUUACAUAUGAACCUUAGAGGGCAUAGAAUUUGUGUUAAUGUGGAAAGAACAAUUCAGAAAAGGAGGAUGAGAAGUUGCACAACUUGAAGAAUGUAAUUAAUGUCACUAAAUUGUACGUGCAGAACCUGUUGAGUUGGUGUACGUUUUGCUAUGUAUAUUCUCAACAAAAACAACAAAAUUAGAAAAAAGAAGGUGGCUAAUUUUUUAAGUUCAGUAAUUUUUUUUUUUAAUCUUGUCCAGAACAAUUAUGCAAUUCUUGUGGCAAAUUAUUUAAUAAAACAGGUUUUUGUUAUUGUUAGUGGCUAUUGAGUCAGCUCCAACCCAUAGUGGUCCGUAUACAACAGAACAAAAUGAUUUCUGGCCUUGCGCCAUAUUUACAAUCACUGGUAUGCUUGAGUCCAUUUUUGCAGCCACUAGGGGCCUCAUCUCCCAGCACUAUAUUGGACAGUCUUCUAUUGUGAUGCCUAAGGUUUUCAUUGGCUAAUUUUCAGAAGUAGAUGGCCAAGCCUUUCUUCCUAAUGUGUCUUAGUCUGGAAGCUCCACUGAAACCUGUCCACCAUGGGUGACCUUGCCUGUACUGGAAAUACCAGUGGCAUAGCUUCCAACAUCAUAGCAAGAAACAAAACACCACAAUACUGAUGUACAGAUGGUGGAAUAAAACUUAAUAGGAGAAAACAUUCAUUAUGUAGAACCUUAUACAAAAUCUUCAUGUGCAUGUAAAAUUACUGCCCAGUUUAAAUAAAAAGAAGACAACAUAAAUGUGUAUAAAAUCUUCACUUAAUGCUGUUUAUGGUGGUACAGUGGUUAAAAACUCAGCUGCUAACCAAAAGGUCGACAGUUCGAAUCCACCAACCACUCUUGGAAACCCUAUGGGGCAGACCCUCCUCUGUCCUGUAGGGUUGCUAUGAAUCAGAAUCUUCUCCAUGGCAAUGAGUUUGUUUUGUUUUACGACACCAUUUAACAUGGCAUAACCCAAAAGAAAUUGAAAUUAAUUAAUUGGGUUCCCCUGAAAUGCACUUGGCUAUUCUCUUUUGCUCUUCAUGUCUCGGCAAUAUUAAUACUUAAAACUAGGUGCUUGUUUUGAGAUAGGAAUCCAUACACGCAGGAAGCACAAAGUAACUGACUAUGAAGUAAUAUUGAAUUUAUUAAUCAUAAAAAAAAAGAAUCAUAAGGUUGGUAAAAUUUCAAUGAUACUCAUUCAACCAACGGUUCAUUGAGUGCACACUUGAUGCCCUGGCACAGGCCAGCCUUGAGAGUUAAAAACAACGUUCAUCUCCUUGAGGAGUUCACAAGCUGGGAUGUAGUGAGAGGAACUAUGUAAUCAAGUCAAUCUAUUACAUUAAUGACAGACUUAUAGAGCACCAAGGAAGAGGUGAGUAGAGUGAAGAGAGGGCAAAGGAUGAUGGAGAACAUCUCACUGAAGAAGAGAAAAUUCCUGGAGCUUGGUUCCAGGAAGAAUAGGAAUUUAUAUUGAGUGUGAAGACUCUCAAAAUUUUAUUCCAACAUGAGGAUUCAGCAUAAGCAACAGCAAGUCAUUAUGAAAAACUUGGCCUCUGAGGUAGAAUAUUAAGAAAUUCAGUGUGACCUUAAUACCUGGUUUGUGGAGAAGACUACUUUGAAAAAUAGGAUGGGAUUAGACUGAAAAUUUUAUUUGCUGUGCUCAAGAACAUAGACUUUAUCCUGCAUACAAUAGGGCUUUAAAAUCCUUUCAAGACCCAAUUAUUUUUUGCUUUAAAUUUUUUUGUCAAUACCAUGUAUUUUCAUUAAUGGAAUGCAUACUGAAUCAUUGAGUGUAUUUGAAUUUUUGGUAGGUACUUUGUGUGUUUUUCUUGCCUCAUCCCACCAAUCCUAAUCUCAGUGUCCAGAGCACUAUGUGUACCACUAAUUCUACUCCCCCAGAGUCCAAUGGGACAUAUAUGUCUCAAAUAGAUUUUUUUAUUAUCAAAAUCCGUGUUUUUCAUACGAAAAACAUUGAUUCAGCACUACCUCAUACAAUACCCUGUAAAAAAAGUAAUUUGUGGUACAAGCACAUUUCUUCUAUUUCAUACAAUUUUGGAGCAGCAUGUCUUACAACAGCACGCACUGUCAGUGGGAUCACCAAAGCCAAAUCCGUUGCCGUCAAGUCGGUUCCUUCUCAUAGCAACCUUGUAGGACAGAGUAGAACUGCCCCCAUAUGGUUUCCAAGGAGUGCCUGAUGGGUUCAAAGUGCUGAGCUUUUGGUUGGCAGCUAUAGCUCUUAACCACUACACCAUCAGUGUUUCCAUAAGUGGGAUAGCUUCUCGAUAAACCACAUGUAGGUGUAGGUAAGAGGCGGGAAACAUAGGUGGUUGUUAUAUGUACCACAGGUCACAAAACGGACAAGGAAGUGAUAUGAUUAAAGAAAAAAAAUCACAGUAACAAACCAGAAGGUGGGUUAGAAGUGGGCAGCAAGGAGGGUAAAUUGGAAGAGGGAAGUUAUCCCAACACUUCAAUGAGAGGUGAGGGUCUAAAGUUGAUUAAGCGAAGAAGUUGGGUGUUGGGAGAAAGCAUCAGACUGAGGAGUAUUUCUGAGGGUAAGUGGGUAACUGACUAAUCCUAUAUGCAAGGAGGGGCAGAGUUGAUAUAAUCUGGUUUUUCUAGCUUGAGAGAAUGGGAAGAUGGGAAAGCAUUACAAAGAUGUAGAAAGAAGGAGCAGGGAGCAGUUGAAGCACAGGGAACAAAGGGCAGGUCUUAAUGAGUUUGUAGGGUCAAUAAAUAAAUAUCUGGAACCAAAGAGGUCUGAGCUGUUGGGCAUUGUAAUAAUUUUUAUCACAUUACAUUAGCAAAUUAAAAACUCUGAGAUGCCUAUGGUAAAGAAAACUGUUUAACGUUAAACUUUCCAAAUUAAUGUUUCAACAAAUUCCAUGCCUUAAUUUUUUAAUGUCUCAUCUAAUUAAUAUCCCAUCAAUCAAAAAUUUUGAGUACCACAGUUUGAGAGACUAUUCUUUUAAAAAUGUGGGCUAUAGCUGGAGUUGUAAAUUUGGAGAGCAUAAAGAAAAACAAAAACUUUUUUUUUUUAUGGUGGGAAAGUUUGAAUAUAUUGGCCACUGAGGGAAAAGCCCUUGCAAAGAGAAAAGUGCAACAGAUGGAAGAGAGAAAGUUAAUUGGUGGAACGAGGAUCUGCCCGGAGCAUGAGGGGAUUGGUUAGCAGUGAGAGGAAGAAGGGCAUGACAAUGGAAGCCACUAUAAAUAGGUUUAGAGACUGAAAAGAAAGAAGUUGAGUGAGGACCAGCUUGAUGGCCUUUCUUCUGUGGGUGUGUGAGGUAAGAUUAUCUAAUAAUGAAGAGGUGCAGGUCAGGUCACAACUUGGCAGAAAAGUAGUAACACUUGGAAUAUUUACAUUGGAAACUAUAAUUAGUACUUCAGAGGACAAUAAAGAAUAAUUGAGGUGCAUAUUUGAGAACCCACAUUGUUUGGAAAUCAUAUAAUUUGCAAUCAGCAAAUGUAAGUGAAUUUUCAUUAGUCUUAGUCAGUAGAAAUGAUAAAAAGCAACGACAUGUAUUUAAUUUAGGUUUGAGGGUUGAUAAAAAUGGAUGUCGUUGUGUAGGGGCAAGGGAAUUUUGGGUGAACACUCUGGAUUGGGUAAAGAGAAAAGUAAGGUAAGAAUGAGGUAGACAAAUCCAGUUACCAGGGGCCUUGGUUCAAAAUUGAGGUUUCCGGACCCUUCUCCCUGGAGAUGCUGAUUCAAUAGGUCUAGACGUGUCCUGAGAAUCUGUAUUAUGUGGGGAGAGCCAUCUUGGAGGUGACAGGUCCUGGUGUGAUCAUGCAUGUGAGCCGCUAAAGAGAGAGGGCAGGAGACUUGCUGAGUCAGAAGCUGUGAGCAUCAUGUGCUACCUGGCAGUUAUUAGCAUUCAUGAAGCAGUAGGUGAACAUUCAACAUUUCAUGACCUAGGCCCAGCUGGUGGGGAAAGAGAUGACGGUAGCCAUAUUCUCACCACAUGGAGGCAUCUGAAAGGGUGAGCUCUGCAUAAACAUCCAGAGAGGCCUUGUGCUUACUCUGGGAUGAGAUACACAUACACAUUCCUGGAGGUAGUGAGUCUGUGAUUACCACCCUAAAUUCCAGGAUGCCCGCCUCCUGUUGCUCUGCCCUUUUAUGUCCCCUCCCCAUUGUUGUUAGCUGCCACGGAGUUGGCCCCUGACUCAUGAUGACUCCGUGCACAAUGGAACUAAACGCUGCCCAGUCCUGCACCACCCCUAUGAGUGACUGCACAGAUCUGACUAUUGUGAUCCAUAGGGUUUUCACUGGCUGGUUUUCAAAAAUAGGUCACCAGGACAUCCUUCCUAGUUGGUUUUAGUCUGGAAGGUCCGCUGAAGCCUGUUCAGCAUCAGAGCAACUCACAAGCCUCCACUGACAGGUGGAUGGUGGCUGAGCUUGAGGUGCAUUGCCUGGGAUCAAGCUCAGGUCUCCCACGUGGAAGGUAAGAAUUCUACCACUGAACCACCCAUUUCUCAUCUCCACCACUCCCAUUAUCCUUACCUACUUUCUCUUAAGCUACUUCCAGCUGAGUUUGUCACUUGCAACUUAAAGGGCCCAGAAAAUCCUAAAGACUCCUCAGCCCCUAUUUUUCCCCAGGAUGCUGAACACUUUACUUUAGAAACAGAUUAGAGGAGUCCCUGGGUAGCAUGAAUGAUUAAGUGCUCACCUACUAAACGAAAGGUUGGAGGUUCUAACCCACCCAGAGGUGCCUCAGAAGAAAAGCCUAGCGAUCUGCUUCCAAAAGGUCAUAGCUUUGAAAACUCCACAGAGCGCAGUUCUGCUCUGCAAAACACGGGGUCACCAUGAGUUGGAAUAGACUCGAUGGCAACUGGUUUGUUUAACACCCUUGAGUACUGCACUCUUGUCAAAAAUCAUCUAUAUGAGACCAAAUGGUCCACAGUUACUCUAAAGCGUAGAUGAGAAAGUUGAGGUGCAGUGAGGCUAGGUUAAUGGGAAUGGACAGAACAGUUAAAAUGGAAAUAAUGGGGUUGUUGAUACAAUGCAAAGAAUGCAAAAAAUAUGACUCAGCAAUAUGUGUAGAAAUUAUUGAAUGGGAACCUGUUUUGCUGUGUACAUUUUGCCCCAAAAUACAAUGAAAUAUUUAAAAAAAAAAUAAAAUAAACAUAAAAAGAAACUGAUUAUUAACUUAGAAAUGCCCAUUUUCUUUUAAGUGAGUAAAUGAAUUACAAGCAAAGGAACAAUUCUCUAUUCAUCAGGCAUUUGGCCACUUUACUCUCCCCUCCUCCCUUCUAACUCCAAACCUGGUCAGAAUCUGUAGGCCCUAUAUCCUUAGGGUCACCUCUAGCCUGACUGUGGUGCUCUUGGGGGCCCCCAGUGGGUCUCUCAUUUCUGUACAUAAAAGUACUGAGGAUUAGUCCCUCACUGCAGAGUCCCAUGAGAUACCAGGAAAGUAAGGUAUUGUUAUAGAAAUAAAUGGUGGCAAAUUCAGGCAAAAGAAGGACCCACUCCUCUGCAGAGAAAAACAUGCUUCUCAAGAUGACUUCGUGAGUUGACCUACUGCAGGACACCCUGGCGAGCCACGUGGAGCAGAUGGCUAGGCCGUUUGAUAGAGGGCACUGAGGUCAUUGGGUCACCCCCAAAGGGGAGCCUCCUCCAUCCAGGCAUGCACAGAUUAAACAGGACAAACCGGCUCACUCAAAACCUUGAAAUGUGAAGCCCUGGCCAUUUCUGAUUGAUUUCUUUUGAGUUCUUACCAUUGAAAUCAACAACUGUUAGUUAACACCUUUGUGGAAGCCCUUCCAUCCUUUACCUCUGCCAACCUGGACUGAUUAAACACAGAUGAGGGAGUGGGGAGGCAUCACAGAAGAAAGACCCAUGUGACCUUUGUAGGGAGGAUCAAGUUUCCUUGCUGUAGAAGGAAGCUUAAAGUCAGGAGAGGGAUUCUAACUCAAAAAUACAGGGACACAAUUCUACUACUGUAGUGUGCUCCCGGCCAUUAUGUCCUGACACGCUUACGGGCAAUGAAUGGGCAAUGGCAUGGGCCUGCUUUGAUCUUCUAGGUGUCCUAGAGGGGCCAGGUGAGAACUACCGUGGCCAGAGAUCAUGCGCUGUUCUACUGUGGCUACAAUCAACCCUACCCUUUUUUUCAAGGCACUGUACAAAUAAUAUCACCCUCUAUUUGUGCAGGAAACAGAGUAAAGUUAGAGAGCACUGUUUUAUACAACCUGGCCUCUUCUGCCCCCAGCGUGCUGGUGGUUUGUCCUGGUUGCCAGACGCUUGUUUGGUUAGAAGCAGAACAGUCCUCAGAGUUCCCUGUGGUCAGUUGCGGCUCACUGGACACCAGCAACUGGAGGCAGAGCAGCAGUACCCUUUGGAGCCAUAGCAAGCCUACUGACUGCCACAGAAAUGUCUUUUCAUUUCUUUCCUGGGGCUGCUGAGUGCUUGAGACAAGGUCUAAGUCUCUUUGGGCUCUCCUGGGGGAUUCUGCUAUAUGCUGCUCUGAUUGUUUUCAUAGCGAAGACCAACUUUAAGGAGGGAAAAAGAGCAAGUCAAAAGUUUGUCUGUCUGUAUUCACAAAUACUGUAGAGCUAGCAAGAAGGUUCCACAGAUUACAUGAACUCAUGAAGCCCUCGAGUCACCUGGAGAGGAAGCCAGUCCUCAGGAGCUACAAGCACGGAGUUUGGCAGCACUUAAUGAAUAUCUCAACAGCAUCACCUCUUCACUUGGGGAUAUGAUAGCUCUUUUCAAAAAAAUAACAGAAAAUGAGCCCCCUAAACCUACAUUUCCUGCGAUGAUGAUGGCUUGACUUCAAGAACAAAACAGUCGCUUCAAAAUAUAUCAAAAUCCCUUCAAAAGCAACCAAUGCAAAUGCCAUCUUAAGAACAUUACCAAAGAACACACAGCUUCAGAUGGAAAUCCGGGAUAGCUUGGAUGAAAACACUCAUUUUACGGAAAGCCUAAAACUACAUCCCCAAGAAGCUUCCAGUUGGAAGGGAAGAGUGUGGGAAAUGAAAGAGCAAAAGAACAAGCGUCGCAACUUCAACAGGACUCAAACAGGGUGUAAAUGCUAAGAACAGCCAGUUAGAAUAUCUGCAACUAUACUAAAAGGAGGAGGGGGGAGACCUGGCGGUGCAGUGGUUAAGGCUGCUAACAAAAAGGCCAACAGUUUGAAUCUACUGGCCAAUCCUUGGAAAACCCAUGGGGCAGCUCUACUCUGUCCUAUACAUUUGCUAUGUGUUGGAAUCGACUUGACAACAACGGGUUUGGUUUUUGGUGUACACUAAAGAGGAUAAGUCUGCCUGCUCCUUUAGAAAGAUGACAUGGGUGAUGUCUGCUCGAAAUUAGACAAAAAGGUGUGAUUCUGGAUUCAUGCAACCAACCUCUGAACGUACGUAAUCACAACAGGAUAUCUGAAUGUGUUUCUUCUUUUUAAAAUAGAUAUCUCUCUUUUCAUGUUAACUGCUUCACCUUAAUUGAUUCUAUGUUUGCUUUUAUUUGCUGAGAUAGUAUUUUUAAAUAAAGAUGGUUAAAAUAUAAUUCUUAUGAACAUUAUUUUUACUUUAAUUCUUUUUCCUCUAGAAUAGGAUGGUAUAAGCAUUGCAUUGAAAUAAAGGGUCAACUAUUACUUAAACCGUAAUUGAAGUUUGACUUAACUGAGUAGAGACAUUUAAAACAAUAAAGAGCAUUUGUAUAUGAGUUUUUAUUGGAAAUAUGUAAAGAAAACUAAAUGUUUACAUCAGUAAGUUUUGACUGAUUUUAAAAAUAAUGCAAAACCCCUGCACAAUAGAACAACACAAAGGUAAACUUAGUGACAUUUUUAUUAGUUAAGCCAAAGGUUAAUGAUUAAUUUAGGAGAGUUGACAUUUUGUAAUCAUUUGUUUCUUCUUUUGUGAUUUUUAUUUAGCCUUUAUUAUUUUGCUUAAGAUAUUCCUUACGUUUUAAACAUUUCUAAAUUUUAUGUGGCUAAAAUACAUUUUUUGUUAUGGAAAAUAAGAUUGGGUGACCCCAUUGCCAGUAGGCAGCAGUAGCUCAACUGUCCCUUAGUAAAGGUGACAGUCAUCCUCUCCACCCUGCCGUGCCCUGCUCUUGGAUUACCUGCCCUUCCCUCAUUCUCAUGCCAGUCAAAGGCAGUACUUUGUACUAUGACAUCCCACCCCACAAUCCCAGGUAUGUGAG